Pelecanus crispus (Dalmatian pelican) is the source of this 1773-nucleotide messenger RNA. It is a transcript of the gene ASB15, whose product is annotated as ankyrin repeat and SOCS box containing 15. Gene Ontology annotation, biological process: intracellular signal transduction. NCBI's taxonomy places the organism in Eukaryota, Metazoa, Chordata, Aves, Pelecaniformes, Pelecanidae. The record is from RefSeq and is a predicted model, not a curated record. Gene Ontology annotation, cellular component: cytoplasm. Gene Ontology annotation, molecular function: protein binding.
AUGGACGAAAGAGAAGAUUUGGUUGAAGAUCUGCUCACUGACUAUGCCAUACAGCUUAGCGUUCAAGAAUCAAAUGGAGCCAAACCACCAAUAUCUUCCAGCUAUAAUGACAGUUUUGUACCACCUAGUGAGGAAAAUAGGAAAAUUGUAACAUCCAUAAAGCAAGGUCAAGUAUUUGGGCUCCAAGAACUUGUGAAACACAAAUAUGCUUUGGAUGAAGCUGAUGGAAGAGGAUGGUUUCCACUGCAUGAGGCUGCAGCUCAGCCAAUCCAGCAAAUACUUGAAAUCAUUUUAGAUGCAUCUUAUAAAACAAUGUGGGAAUACAAAACAUGCGAUGGAGAAACACCGUUAACUUUGGCAGCAAAAGCUGGCUUUGUGGAAAAUGUACGAACAUUACUGGAAAAGGGUGUUUGGCCCAAUACCACAAACGACAAAGGAGAAACUCCACUUCUUAUUGCUGUAAGAAGGGGCUCUUUUGAAAUGGUAUCCACUCUGAUUAAACACAACUGUAGUAUCCACCAGCCAUGUGUAAAACGUUGGUCAGCAAUGCAUGAAGCUGCAAAACAGGGACGCAAAGACAUUGUUGCUCUUCUUCUGAAGAAUGGCGGAAAUGUGAACCUUAAGGAUGGAUAUGGGGUAACACCAUUAGGUGUUGCUGCUGAAUAUGGUCACUGUGAUGUGCUGGAGCAUCUUAUUCAUAAAGGUGGAGAUGUCCAGGCCUUAGCAGAUGAUGGUGCAUCGAUACUGUUUGAAGCAGCCGGAGGAGGUAAUCCAGACUGCAUAGCCCUUCUUUUGGAAUAUGGAGGAAGUGGCAACGUGCCUAAUAAGGCAGGAGUGCUUCCCAUACACAAAGCGGCUUAUGAGGGGCAUUACCUGGCCCUGAAGUAUCUCAUUCCGGUCACAUCCCAAACUGCAGUCCAGAAAAGUGGGUUAAGCCCUGUUCAUUCAGCAGCAGAUGGCCAGAAUUCGCAGUGUCUAGAGCUCCUCAUUGAAAAUGGUUUUGAUGUCAAUACUCUCUUGGCUGAACACAUUUCAAAUAGUUACGAUGACGAAAGGAAAACUGCACUUUAUUUUGCUGUUUCUAACAAUGACAUUCUUUGCACCGAAAUAUUGCUCAAAGCAGGUGCAAAUCCAAACAAGGAUCCUUUAAACUGUCUCCUUGUGGCAGUGAGAGCUGGCAACCAUGAAAUUGUAAGGCUGCUCCUAUCUUACGGAGCGAAUGUGAAUUGCUACUUUAUGUUGGUUAAUGAUACACAUUUCCCCAGCGCCAUUCAGUAUGCUCUGAAUGAUGAAGUGAUGCUGAGGCUGUUGCUCAAUCAUGGAUAUAAUGUGGAGAUGUGUUUUGACUGUAUGCAUCAAGAUAUCUUUGGAAAUUCUUUUGUGUGGUCAACUCCAGAGGAAGAGAUUCUCCCUGGGUGGACUUCUUCUGUAAUAAAGGAUAAUCCAUUCUGUGAUUUUAUUGCUGUUCCUUGGUUGAAACAUUUAGCAGGAAAAGUGGUUCGUGUUUUUAUAGAUUACGUGGAUUAUGUUCCUUUAUGCACAAAGAUUAAGUUUGUCUUAGAAACACAGAAAGAAUGGACAGAGAUACGUCAGAUAUUGGAUAAUCCUCGCCCAUUGAAACAUCUGUGUCGUCUGAAAAUACGUAAACUCUUGGGGUUAAGGAGACUCCAGAGACUGUCAUCCAUGAAGAAGUUUCCACUUCCACCAGUUCUCAAGAACUAUAUCCUAUAUAAAGAAUAUGAUCUGUAUGGAAAAGGGAUACAUUUAGAAUAG